Messenger RNA from Sporothrix schenckii 1099-18, 3399 nucleotides. Its product is annotated as ubiquitination network signaling protein. Lineage: Eukaryota; Fungi; Ascomycota; Sordariomycetes; Ophiostomatales; Ophiostomataceae. Bases 1 to 3399 code for a protein of 1132 amino acids. The record is from RefSeq and is a predicted model, not a curated record. The transcript has a single exon.
AUGACUCGCGCGUCGCCCUUGGCCAAGCGACAGCCGGGUGCGGCCAACCAGCGCGACAACCACAACGAGAGCGGUGUUGGAAGUCAUGGGAAGCGCACAACCAAAUACCAGCAAAAGCCCUCUCACGGCCUGCCGCUUGUUGGCGGCGAUGCCGUAGCCCGAUCGUCGCCAUCUUCUGGCAACUCUGUCCUCACCAUCCCGUCUCAUCCUCCGGCCGUGGCCGCUGGUGCUCCGUCCCCACCAACACUUUUUGCUACCGUGGCCGCCGCUGCCGUGGCUAACGGUUGCACCCGUGGUACGGACACGAUGGCGUCUUCCUCACCUGCAGCCUACCACGGGCAGCAGCGCCACCGCAAGUCCGAUCCCUCUCUGGUAACAUCGACUGGCUCCCGCCGCUCGCACGUGUCCGACCGCCAUCUGCCGAAUGUCGACGUUUCUCAGCCGCACUCUUCUUCGGACUCUCUAGCUGUCCCCCACACACUUGCGACGUCAAACGAUGUCUCAGGUGUACCUGCACCAUCCGCUGUAUCGUUUGAAGAGUCGUACCGCCGCAUUGAUGUCAAUGCUACCAAGAACGCCAACGUCCACCGUGACACCGGGCCUCUCGACCUUGCAAUAACAAUUCUCCGCUCCUGUCCGCUGUAUGACACUAUAGCCAUUCUCAUCAUUCUCAUGCAGCUUUCGCCCGUGGUUCUAUCGGUCGUCUACAUGCUGUUUACCGUUCUCACCUUCGUCCCUCCUGUCACGUCUAGCUCCGGCUUGAGCCUGACAGAAAUAUUCGAGGGUGGUCUCGGUACGCCGGCUUUCACCACUAUUAUAUGUAUGGAUGUUGGCAUCCUACUUGUCUGGCUCUUUCUCUGGGGCCCACUGCAACUCCUUAUCCUUGAUUUUGCGCAGGUUGUUAUCGCACUCACACUAGGAGGUGGUUACAACAACAGCAGCUCUCGCCAAGGCUCCACUAACAACAUAUUUGUUUGCUUGGGCAUUGUUAUUUUUACCCACUUCAGUCAUAUUACCAGCCUGGAAAACCUCACUGCCGACCAUUCAUCUGCCUUUGCUGACCUUCAUAUCUCGGUCCACCAAUCGUCCAGGUCUUUCGCUCGUCGUGUGGGUGGUGCCUCGUGGGUCCGAAAUGUGUUCGCAAUCCAUAUCCUCAUGCAGGGCAUCGUGCGCUACAUUAGGGAGUGGUAUCUUCGGCGGGAGAAACGAGACUCCAUGUCUAACUAUCAAUCGGAUCCUGAGACCGGAAGGGCCAUGUGCUUACAUGAUAUAUCCAUGGAAGGUACGCCUUCUGGUGCUGCAGACGCUGAUGGUCAUACUGGCAUGUCUGGUAAUAUUACAAUUACCGACUCGGUCAACCACAGCAUGGGACCAUCUAGCACGGUUGGGCCAAAUAGCGUUACACCGUCUGCCAACACAGGGUUUAUUACUAUGGAUGCAGACAGCGCGUCUGCCCCCGGGAUGACCGGUAAUACCACAAUGGCCUCGAUUCCGACAACUCACAUUUCUUCGAAGAAAAAGAAAAAACAAAGUGCGCUCGUCCGCCUGCGCCAGCCCUUAUGGGCGGCUUUGGCUAGCACAAAGAUUGUCAUGAUCAAGGAGUAUGAACUGUCGCAGGCGGCGUCCGAGUCCGCUGGAGCGGAGGCAACCGAUGUAGAUAACCUCGGAAAUGCUCCCUUUUACGCACAACCAGGUCAGAUUUGGGUGUGUUAUGUUGGACACGACGAAGUAUGCUUCAGUACCAGCGCCUUUCCCAGUGAAGACAAAGAUCAAGAGAUGUCUGGUGCACUGGCACAGUCAAACUCAUUUUUCAUUGACACCACCAAACCAUUUUAUGUUCGCAUAAAUAACGCCACGUGGCAGCCGACACGCAUUAUUCCUAUCGUUGAGGGCCAGGGUGAGAAUCCGACGGACCCAGCAGACGACACCAAGUGGGAUCUUUCAAAUGACACCACAACCCGCUGGACUGGUGACAUUUAUGGCCUCACCCCUCUCUCUAGUUACGAGUGCGAAUUCGUCAGUACUCGUUCUGGCGAAGUACUUUUCAGCACCAGCGUCAGGACUGCUGCCGCCCCUUCUAAAAGUACGGCUAUUGCGGCUGCAAAACCAGCGCCGCCAAGUCAACUGCGCCCACACGAGUCACCUGCCACGACUAUCAAAGCAUCUAUUACGACCCAGGAAGCCAAGCUGAACGAUGAGAAAACAAGGUUCAAGACACUUCGCAGGGACAACAAUCGCCGUGCCAAUGCGCUGAAAAAGGAAAUUGACCGAUUGACUGCCUCCGUUCAGUCUGCAGGCGGAAAUGAUGACAAAUUUAAACAAAAAAUCACUCAAAAUUCAGUUCAACAGAAACAGGCGGAACAAGCAAUUGAGGUCAUUGAGGCUGAGCUCAAGGACAUUAGCACCGUUCCUGAAGAAAUCCUCGGCCAAUACCGUAACAAGAAAAGCGAAUGGGACCGUGAAAAGGCUCAGUUCGACGGCGUCAUGGCGUCAUUUAAAAGCUUCAAGAGCUCCGUUGACAGCGAGAUUCAGUCGCUGGAAGACGACCAUGCCACUUUCCAAGCCAAGCGAAACAAGAUAGCUUCUCGCAUCGCCAAGGCCGACAGUGAGCAUGCGCAAAUCAUGGAUGCCAACGCCCGUGGCCUUGACGAGGCCGAGCGCCGUCGCCAGGAGCGCGUCAAUAUCGAGACUGAGAUUGCGAGGUCUCACCAGAGUUACGUGGAACGCCUUGUCGCUGCGCAGAAUGCGAACGAGGAAAAGGUGCAUGCAAUUGAAAUACUACACGAGACAAUGCGCUCAUUUUAUUCUUCUUUUGACAGCGAGCGGCCUUACGAGAACCGAUAUGCUGUCGGAACUGCCCAUAUACUUCAGGCUACGAAUAGCGGUGCACCAACAUCGGCCCGAGGGGCUUGGCCAACACCACAUGUGCAAUCAAGUUCCUUGCAUGUCCCUCAGACCCCAUGGUCCGCCAUACCGACAGUAGCCACCUCGGGAGUUUCGCCCAUUACGGUCAGUGCAGCGCCUGUUGCACCUUUUAUACGCAAUCAACAACUGGCAGCCACUCCCAUGCCGCCAAUACUUCGGAUGCGUGGCCGGUCAUCUUCGAUGCUGAGCGAUGUUUCUGGUUUCACCCAGUCUAGCACUGCGGAUGACGAUAAUACGGCUGCACAUAUCGGAGGUGUUACCACUGGCGGUUCACAUAGCACCGACGUGUUCGUCUCUUCGAGUACGUUUUCUGGGCAGACUUCGCAAGCUGGGACAAUCCGAGGCCCACCGCCUUUCGAACUAACUCAAGACCAAGGCAGCUCUGGUUCUGCCUCCGGUUCUGGAUCUGGGAGCAGCGUUCACAGUGGCAGUGGAAGUGCGGGCAGUAUCCGUGACCUGCCUAGCCCGUUGUGA